UUCUUUCUUUUUUUCUUUCUUUCUUUCUUUCGCUCGCUCGCUCGCUCGUACACGUUGCCAUACAUCAUAGGCACACUCGGCGCUAGAUUGGCCCUGGUACAGCUUGUAAUUCAUCAUGUCCCAGCAGCAACGACGCACAACCCGAGCGAUUAAGUCCGCUCGCGCCCCCCUUUCGCCGAGAGAGAGAGAGAGAGAGAGAGAAUCAACAGGGCGAAGACGACGGAAAUAGGGGGGUGUGCGAGGGCCCGUAUACGACCCCCUAGGCAAUGCUUAUUUCGCCAUCAGGAGGAGGAGAGAGAGGAAAUCGCAUACAUAUCGACCAGGCGGCCGAAAUGAAAAUCCUCGAUCUGCCCCCUAGGGGGCCUCGCGGAAAAUCGUCCUCGUUACUCCCGAUCACUCUCAUUUUUGACCCCAGCAGCAGCAGCAGCAGCAGCAGCACACGCACUCUACGAGCUGCUCGUCGUAAACAAGAGAACGACGACGACUACGGCGGUGGAGAGAGGCAGGACCGUUCGGAGUCUGCGCAUCAGGCUCGGAACGGCGCUCUGGCGGCCGAGCAGGAGCUCAGUGUUACGAUCGCCGCCAGUAGCAUCCCGCCGGCGCUCGAGCCGAGUCCUCUCACUCCCUCUGUUCUCGCGCGAGUGUGUACACACACACACACACAUACACAAGUCGUCAGCUCGCGGCAGGGCGCUUAUAUCCGGACGAGUGAGCGCACGCAGACGGAGGGACAAGUGGUUCGAGUCGACGGCAGGCCAGCCGCACGUACGUAUCCUCGAGGCCGCGCAACCCGAUUUCCCAUACCAUCACGAGGAUGCGGAUCUGGCAGCAGUGAACAGCCGCAGGAGCGCAGCUGCAGCCUCCCAGGAUGGCAGCCCACAGGCCCGUUUUCCUGGGCAUCUGGGGCGUCUUCGUUCUCGUCCUCAUCCAAGAUCCAGAUAUUCGGCUUCAACUCGCACCUCUACAACAAUUUCUCGGACGCCCUUCAUCGAGCCCAAGGCAUCGUCGCCGUCUCCCUCCUGCUGCAGGUGGGCGAUCUCUCGAACCCCGAGGUGAGGCUCUUCACCGAGCACCUCGACAAAAUCACCUACGGAGGUCAGUCGAUGGAAAUCAAGCGUUUCGGGGUGCGCGAACUGCUGCCCGACACGAUGCACUACAUGACCUACGACGGCUCGACGACGAUGCCCGCCUGCCACGAGACCACCACGUGGAUCAUCCUCAACAAGCCGAUAUACAUAACGAAGCAGCAGCUGCGCAGUCUGAGGGAACUGAGGCAGGGCGACAUGCGGCACCCGAAGGCGCCCCUGGGAAACAACUUCCGGCCGCCCCAGCCUCUCCAUCAUCGUCCCGUCAGGACGAACAUCGAUUUCAACUCCGAGCACGGCCCGAAAAACUGCCCAACCAUGAACAGAGACAUUUAUUACAAAGCCAAUAGCUGGAAAUAAAGCCCCGAGGAAACCCCAGGAAUGCUUCGAUCGAAACAGAGAGAAAGAGAGAGAGAGAGAGAGCUAUGGGAGAAUUCGCUGCGCUUCCCUGCCGCCAACGUCGCUGCAAUGAAAAAUUGAAAAAAAAAAUAAACGUAAAUAAAUCAUAACGUAGGCGAGCAAAGAAAAUAAAAAAUUAAUAAACGAGAAGCACAAUCGACAUAUCAAGAUGCCACUGGCGGCGAACGACUGCUGCUGCGCUGCUGAUACUACUACUAAUACUACUAAUACUACUAACUAACUAACUAACUAACUCUCGGUUCGUCGCGUGCGCUAACGGUGUAUAAACGAACAAACGUACGAAAAAUGCCAUACAUACGAAUAUUCAUACAAAAAACACACGAACACACACGAACACUGGCACAGUACCGACGACGGGCUGCAAUAUAAGCGCGCGCAUACAUAUCACGCGCGCAAAUACGCGCGUACGAGGAGGAGUAUAAAAAGCAAAGCAAAAAAAAACAAACAAACGCUUCGUUGUAACUUAUUAGACGUGAAUUGCCAAGUAUGUUUCCAAGUAAAAGAAAAUAUACCUUAUAGUUGCAUAGCUUUGAACGAGAAGGGAGAGAGAGAAAGGCGGAGGAAUAUUAAAAUAAAAGGAAAAUCAGAAAAAAAA
Nasonia vitripennis (jewel wasp) is the source of this 2100-nucleotide messenger RNA. RefSeq names its product carbonic anhydrase-related protein 10 (gene CARPB). The transcript is spliced from 8 exons. The coding region runs from base 267 to 1445 and encodes 392 amino acids. NCBI's taxonomy places the organism in Eukaryota, Metazoa, Arthropoda, Insecta, Hymenoptera, Pteromalidae. The record is from RefSeq and is a predicted model, not a curated record. Gene Ontology annotation, molecular function: zinc ion binding; carbonate dehydratase activity.